AUGGACGCAUAUCAGUAUCCACCGCUUUGCAAAGACGAUUCUCAGAUACGCCUUCUCACUCUGCUUCCUGCUGGGAAAUUCACCGAUGACCUACAGAUUAUUCUGAGCAAUGCACAGCUAUCGCGGCCUCAAUCAGCAAAUACGUUGCACGAGUCCGCAGCAUCCCAAGAAAAUCCACCAAGCAUUGCCGAUCAUAGCUUUACGGCUUUGUCGUAUGUCUGGGGCUCUCCGGGAAAUCCAAGCCAUGUUGUGGUGCGCGGACGAUCCAAAGACAGGAUUAUACAAGUGACGCGAAACGUCGACACUGCUUUGAGACAUUUGCGCACCCACGACAAAGAGCGCGUGCUCUGGGUUGAUGCAAUAUGCAUCAAUCAAGGCGAUUUGGCCGAGAGAAGCAGUCAAGUCUGCUUGAUGGCUCGUAUCUACAAUAGGGCUCUUGAUGUCGUCAUCUGGCUGGGUCCAGAACAGGAUGAUGGCGAGUAUGCACUUUCUCUGUUGGGUACGUGGGGCUCGAACGUAGAGGUGGACUGGAAGGUCAUGACCAUGGCCCCAUCGCAGGAUGCAGGUUCAGAAACGCAUUGGGCAGACUCGAAUCAUCAGAAGACUCUAGACGAGCGCCAGUCCCUGGCCUUGUUCCGCUUGAUCCAUCGAGAAUGGUUUGAACGUCUUUGGGUGAGACAAGAGGCUCUCACUGGCACUCCCACGAUUAUAAGAUGCGGCAAUGCAGAAUAUUCCUCACAAACUUUGAGGAAUGCGAUAUUCAUGCUAUAUACGUCUGGCGUCUUGGUCCAUCUUCCGACGGAGGAACGGACCAAAUUUGCAGAUCGUUGGAGCUUGGUCUACAGCUUGGUCACCUCUUUCGCUUCCAAACGGACCUUGGAAAAGUUACGUUUCGAUUUACGCGGGUUGAAAUGGGGCGAUCCGGUUGAUGCCAUCUAUGCUACGUUGAGUUUGCUUACACCAUUUAAACAAGCUAUCGGCAUCGUACCGGACUACACUCUCGCCAGCCAUGGAAUUCAAAAGGCUGUUGUGCGAAAUACACAUGCUUUAGACGCCACUGACGGAGAAGGAACGCCUCGGAUUGCAAAGGCGGUUGAAAUCAUGUACAAUCUCUUGCCCGAGGACCUCACAGAGACAUACAUUGGGGGCGGCGAUAUAUGUGAAGCUUACACUCGGACGUUUACUGCCGACCUGUUUGCAGACAGGUUCAUAGAAAACCGGAGAUUGCCGUCACUCGACCAAGCCAAGACUUUUAUUCGCCAAUUGAAAAGUAUCAACGACAUUGCAGCAGAGAUUGCCAGUUUCCUCGAAACCCAUCAUGUAAACGAAUUGAGAUCAUAUGUUGCCACGGCGAUGCACAUGUUUUCUGGUAGAAGUUUCUUCACGACAGAUCAAGGAUACAUUGGGCUAGCGCCGUGUGACGCAAAGCCUGGCGAUUCUGUGAAUGUCAUUAUUGGCUGUAAAACACCCAUGAUGCUUCGCGCUGUUGAAGGUAGCGACUCUCCACAAUGGCAGAUAGUUGGUGCUUGCUAUUGUCCAGGUCUCAUGUUUGGCGAGGCAAUUUAUGGCGACUUGUCCAGAAACUUGUCGCCCAUUCAGCAUGCUGUGGCCAUCAACACAUAUCAACACUCCUUGAAAGACAAAUUUAGCGGCACAGUAUUGAAGAAUUCCAAACACGUCUUGGAACACUGUAAGAUACCAGUCGCGGUAGUAGGAGAUAAUCCAGGACGGCUCGAAGUCACGAUCGAGGCGUUACAAGAAAAGGGUAUUCAGCUGGAAACAUUAAUGAUUGUCUGA
Messenger RNA from Pestalotiopsis fici W106-1, 1797 nucleotides. RefSeq lists its product as uncharacterized. The record is from RefSeq and is a predicted model, not a curated record. The transcript is spliced from 2 exons. Lineage: Eukaryota; Fungi; Ascomycota; Sordariomycetes; Amphisphaeriales; Sporocadaceae. Bases 1 to 1797 code for a protein of 598 amino acids.